CUCGAUCACUUGCAAACAUUGGCAUAGCUAGCAUAGACGAAGCCAUGGCUUCCCGUGCCUUCGCUGCGCUGCUCACCGUGGUAGCAUUUGUAGGCUUUGCUUCAGUUCCCCGUGCUCUGGCAACUGAUCCGACCCAGCUCCAAGACUUCUGCGUUGCUGAUAACAACAACCAAGUGUUGGUGAAUGGGGUGGUGUGCAAGAACGCAAAGGUGGUGACGGCGAACGACUUCUUCUUCCACAUAAUGCCCCAGACCCCUAACGCGCAGGGAUCGGGGGUUGCGGCGGUGGCGGUGGACAAGCUCCCGGGUCUGAACACGCUGGGCAUCUCGCUGGCGCGCAUCGACUUCGUCCCCGGCGGGCAGAACCCGCCGCACACGCACCCGCGGGGUUCCGAGAUCCUGACCGUGAUCCAGGGCACCCUGCUCGUGGGGUUCGUGACCUCCAACCAGCUGCUGAACAACACGCUCUUCACCAAGCAGCUGGUGGAGGGGGACGUGUUCGUGUUCCCGCAGGGGCUCAUCCACUUCCAGCUCAACAACGGCAAGAGCCCCGCCGUGGCGAUCGCGGCGCUGAGCAGCCAGAACCCCGGGACCAUCACCAUCGCCAACGCCGUGUUCGGGUCCAAGCCGCCCAUCUCGGACUUGAUCCUCGCCAAGGCGUUCAUGCUCGAGAAGGACACCGUCGACUGGGUCCAGCAGGCGUUCGGCGCGGCCGCGGUCGGCGGCGGCGGCGGCAUGCCGGGCGGCGGCGGAUAUCCCGGCGGUGGCUACCCCGGCGGCAACGGAACCGGCGGCGGGUACCCCGGCGGGCCAGGGUACCCGUAAGGCCGACGAGAGCACGCUGCAUGAGUGCAGAUGCUGAUCAGGCCGGCCGUCAUACAAGUAUAGGCCGACCACACACGUAGUGUGUACUAAGCUAUAGUAUGUGCGCGCAAUGCGCUUGUGUUGAUCGAGGAGUAGUAGCUCUCGAUCUGGUUGAAUAAUUUGUGGCGAAACCGCGCCACUGUACCACAAACUUUACUGUUGCAUUCCCUCCAUACGAAAUAAACUAAAAGUUUCAGUGUCUCA
This is a messenger RNA of Setaria italica (foxtail millet), 1067 nucleotides long. RefSeq names its product germin-like protein 4-1. The transcript has 2 exons. The record is from RefSeq and is a predicted model, not a curated record. Gene Ontology annotation, cellular component: cell wall. Gene Ontology annotation, molecular function: manganese ion binding. The coding region runs from base 45 to 824 and encodes 259 amino acids. NCBI's taxonomy places the organism in Eukaryota, Viridiplantae, Streptophyta, Magnoliopsida, Poales, Poaceae.